AUGGCUGUAGAAAAAACUCCAAAAGGGCCAAGUCAUUUGCUGAAGCUCAUAUCAGUGUCAUUCAAGGAAGCAUCGCUGGAUUCUCCAUCAUUUCGAGCCAGUACAAACUUUUAUCAUGUCCAAAUUGAAUCUUUCGAGAGCUGGAUUGAGAAUGUUUUAAGGUUCUACAAGCACAAGUUUCUGCCGUCUCUUGAUGACUUCAAGCAGAUCAGCGACACAUUUUUCGCGCAAGCAUUGCCCCCAGCAGACUAUCUUUAUAAUGGGGUUGUAGAAAACCAAAUGUAUACCCCCAUGAUACUCGAAGCAUUCCAUAGUGAUCUUUGCAGCCUAUCAAAUCGCUUACUUGUGCUGCUAAGAGGCGACCCAGAGUCAUUUCUCUCUCAUGUCCUCAAGAUAUCAACCGACAUUAUCGAACCAUACCGAGAAAAGCGAAAGAACUUCGACUAUUAUCAAUCAAAGCAUGACACGCUUCUUGCCAAAUACCAAAGCACGAAGAUCUCGGGACCUAAUGUAGAACCUUCGAGUAUGCGCGAAGAUGCUUUUCAGUUGUUUGAGGCACGUAAAAGCUACUUGGAAGCUUCACUCGAUUUGGCUUGGGAAAUUUCACAAAUUCAGGAAGCUUUGGACGUUGCAAUAAGUGGCGUUGUCGGUACGCUCGUUAGGAGAGACCCUAUGAAGAAUACGAUAAUGAACACUCCAAAGGGUGGUGACCAGGCAAUGGAUUUAUACUCAAGACACUCUAGGUGGCAUCUGCAGAUGGUAGAAAACAAUGCUUCGCUUCUAGAAGACAUGAAAAGGGCGAAAGAACAAGUCCAAGCAUUCACGAUAAAACAAUUAGAACCUUCGAGGGAUCUGCGUGACUAUAACAUUAAAGGAAUCAAUCAAGCGUCUUUACUCGAUCAUAGCUCUCAAGGCUCAAAAAAAUCUACGGAAAAGUCAGGCUGGCUUUUUAUGAAAACGCAAGUUGGAAAACCAGCUCGCACAGUUUGGGUUCGAAGAUGGUGUUUUGUUAAGAAGUCUGUGUUUGGCAUGUUUCUUCUCUCCCCUGCCGAGACAGCUGUUGAAGAAACUGAUAAAUUCGGAGUUCUUUUAAUGAAUGUCAGGUAUGACCCUAAUGAGGAGAGGAAGUUUUGCUUUGAAGCUCAAAUAGCUGGCGCAGAGCCGGGUACGAACAAUGGGCGAAGUAAUACGGCAGAACGCAUUUCUCUUGUGUUUCAAACGGAGUCUUUAUCAGAUCUAAAGUCGUGGCUUCAAGUGUUUGACGAAGCUAAAAAGCACGUUUUGAGCUUAGAAAAAGACGACUCCGAAUACGAGCUGUCGUUUUCGAGGAUACCGCCCAUCUUCUUUGAGUUUGCGUGCAGUUCAAGCAACCAAACCGACCAACAGCUCACAUCCUUUGAUCCAAAUGGCCUUUAUGGAAAGUCCAUUUUGCAGCUAAUGAAGGCUGCGUUCUCCGAAACAGGAUCUAUUAUAUUCCCUCAAGAUUCUCCAUUUGAAACACCGCUUUUAAAAACCCCUAUAUCCACUAAACUCACGAAGCUCAGCGUAAUCUCAAGCUACUAUCUGGUCAACGAUGGAGUACCAAAUGCUAUAACAGCUAACUUUUGGGGCAGCGUUAACUGGAGCGAGUUCUGCUUUAACACAAGGAAAGUAGAUGGAAAUAAUUAUAAAGAGCGACAAAGUCCUGUGCCUGAAGCCCAUACUCCACAAGCAGAGAGAACAUCUCCAACUUGGAGUCCUAUGAACUAUCCAGACUUUUACCAAAGGGGUAUGAGAAAUGCAGACUUGCAAUUUAGGAGCCUUUUUUUCCCCACAGCCAUUCAACGGAAUCUCGAAAGAUCUGAUGAACUCCUUCUUCUCUCAUUCCCCUGUUCAUGGUCUCCCAACACUAAACAGGGAUUUUCUGGUAUGUGCUAUAUCACUGCCAGGAACAUCUACUUUUAUAUGAAUUCCAUGGGUUUCAUUUGCCUGCUUAAUAGAAGCUUAGAGGAUAUUGUCUCCGUUGAAGAAGUUAAAAUAGAAGGCGAUAAUAAGGCAGGAAUUCUGAAAUUAUAUGAUAUGAAUGAGCUUUCCAUGUCCUGUAGUAUCUUCUUCGAUAAUCCAGAAUUGAUAGCAACAAAGAUUCGUCAACUUCUUCAGAACGGCACUACAGAGGAGCUCAAAAGUGAGAAGGAAAUCCUUUCACUCUUCGCCAGUAUUGACCGGGACUUUGAUGAUAAAAGCCGACCAAGCACACCAAGCACAAAUCUCAAAGGAGGCGAGGAGGCAACUGCUGUAGAAAGUCUGUUUCGGCCUUUAGAAAAUCCCCUCAAUGAGCUCAGAAAACGUCAGCAAUCCUUCCAAAGCAGGUACUGCUCUGUGUUCAAAAUGGAUUUCAACAUUUCCCCAAAAGGCCUUAUGCACGUACUUUUUGGAGACAAAUCAAGCGCCUUUCCAAGCUGCUAUCUGUUAGCGGAUCGGUCUGGGUCAGGAAACACAACUACCGCCUGGCAAGUUAGAGAUUCAGGGGAUUUGAAAGAGGCGGUUAGGAUAGUUCACUUUAAGAUAGGCCACACUCAAACAUUUUUCCCUCCUGAGGGCAAUGGUUCAGGAGAUAGCAAGAACGUGGCCUACCUCGACAUGUUGCAAAGGAUGAAGCUAGCCAAGGAAGGGGAAUAUUACGAAGUUGACCAAGAAUCUGGCCAUAUAAAGGUGCCAUUUGCGAAGGCUUUCAGAGUGCUGUCAAAAUACAUCAUAAUUUCUCGGUCGGAUCCGAACCCCCGAAAAUCAAAGGGUCUGGACAAAGCAAGCAGUUGCUCACUUUACCUCUACUACGACGUAGCCUUCUCUGAUGAGAUGACUGGCGCUCGUUUCAGAAAUCUUAACGUUUUUGACAAGUUUUUGAAAACCUUAGUACUACACACUCUUCGAUAUGAGUCUGUUUUGACCCGCAAUGUUGUCCAACAGUACUUAGACAAGAUAGGAAAGCAUGGAAGAGUACUGAAGGCUAUCAGGCUUUGUGGACAGCUGGCGCUGGUCCAAGGUUCUGAGAAAACUGCCCACCUCGGAGACAAUGGGAAGACUAAUGUUGCAAGGUACUCAAGAAGCUCGCUCCUGAGGUUUAUGAUGCGUACGAUUUUGUUCUACACAGUUAAUGUCAUAUUCGCAGUGACGCGGAUGUUUUUUCAAUUCAUUUACGCGGUUCUCACGAACGCUAGGAUGAUCAACAAGGCUGUUCUGUUGGCAUUGGCGCUCUCUAUCAUCGCUAACUUUAGUCUUUUGGGCAAAACUACGUGGUCGUACUGGUCAGUCAAAGCUGCGGAUAAGCUUUUCAAGAGUUACGUGGAUAUAGAGAACAAGCCUAUGGAAAGAGCGUUGUACAUCGAUGAUUUGGAUCUCCUUUCUGACUCUUUGACCAAUGUACAAGACGCUUGCCUGGAAAAAUUCUUGGAAUCCACGAGGGAAGUGGAGAGUAAGUACCGCCAAACAAGACACGAGCUGGCCCUCAAGAGAAACGAGCUGUUAGUUGAGCUUAAAAUCCUCAAUACAAUGGAGAAAGAGAUGGUUCACGGCGAGUAUGUUACAUUUUUACUGAACGAAAUGCAAAAUUGUCGAACUGUUGAAAAAGAUAUGCCAGAUGUAUGGGCGAAUGAUUCCCAACUUCAUGACCACUGUAGCAGGUGCUCUAGUGAAUACAAGAGUAUUCAGCACCUACUUUAA
This is a messenger RNA of Lachancea thermotolerans CBS 6340, 3699 nucleotides long. It is a transcript of the gene SIP3, whose product is annotated as Sip3p. Gene Ontology annotation, molecular function: protein binding. The record is from RefSeq and is a predicted model, not a curated record. Lineage: Eukaryota; Fungi; Ascomycota; Saccharomycetes; Saccharomycetales; Saccharomycetaceae. The transcript has a single exon. Gene Ontology annotation, cellular component: cytoplasm; endoplasmic reticulum; plasma membrane. Bases 1 to 3699 code for a protein of 1232 amino acids.